UCCGCGCUUUUCAUUGGUGCGCCGCCGCUGUUCGCCUCAGGACUCUCGGUGCUUUGUGAAGAUGGCGGCCGAACUGGUAGAAGCGAUGAACAUGGUGAAGAGUUUCCGGGUGUCUGACCUGCAGACACUGCUGGCCUCGAUGGGACGCAGUAAAAGUGGGCUAAAGCAGGACUUGGUGGGGAGAGCCUUGAGACUGGUACAGACGGAAUACAGCCCAGAGCUGCUGAAGAACGUCCGGCAGCUGUAUGAGACGCGUUUUCCCAAAGCGUCCGGAUGGCUAGCUGCCCGUCGUCCAGAGGGGGUACCAGCGGUGUCCUAUACUACCCUCAACACCUCCCCCCGAGGCACAGCCCAGGGCACAGACUACCUCAACGGCAUGCCCAAACUGGCUGCCCCACCAGCAGCCGAAGUUAAACUAGUGCCCUUGCCCUUCUACCAUAACUUAGAAACGUUGUUGCCACCUACAGAGCUAAUUGCCCAGAACAGUGAGAAACUACAGGAUAGUCAGUGUGUUUUUGAAUUAACACAGAACCAAGUGGACCAGAUCCGAAACUCCAGUGAGCUUCGCCCAGGAGUGAAAUCAGUCCAGGUGGUUCUUAGAAUCUGUUACACAGACUCUAUUGGUGUUCAGGAGGACCAGUACCCUCCUAAUAUUGCUGUCAAAGUGAAUCAGUCCUACUGUCAUGUUCCAGGUUACUACCCUUCAAAUAAACCAGGUGUAGAGCCUCGCCGGCCCUGUCGUCCUAUAAAUAUCACCCCCUGGCUCCAUCUCUCCACAGCUACUAACCGAGUCACCAUCACAUGGGGCAACUUCGGAAAGCGCUACUCUGUGGCUGUGUAUCUGGUGAGGGUCUUCACGUCUGCAGAACUUUUCAACCAGCUCAAGCACUGUUCAGUGGAGAGCGCAGAGCGAUGUCGCGAGCGCAUUCAGGACAAGUUGCGUUUUGAUCCGGAGAGUGAGAUUGCCACUACAGGACUGCGAGUGUCCCUCAUCUGCCCACUGGUGAAGAUGCGUCUGGGAGUGCCAUGUCGGGCCCUCACUUGCGCCCACUUGCAGUGUUUUGAUGCUGUCUUUUUCUUACAAAUGAAUGAGAAGAAGCCCACAUGGACCUGUCCUGUGUGCGACAAACCUGCUCCCUUUGAAUUGCUCACUAUUGAUGGUUUACUCUCUGAGAUUCUGAAGGAGACUGAAGAUGUAGAGGAGAUUGAGUACUUAACUGAUGGCUCAUGGAGACCCAUCCGGGAUGACAAGGAAAAGGAGAGGGAGCGGGAAAACAGCCACACUCCAGACUAUCCAGUUGUGGAUAUAUGUGUUCCUGAGGCUAACGGCCACUCCCCAGCGCACAGCAGCACGAGCCAGUCUGGGAAAUCGGCACCAGGUGUCCAGGCAGCUGCCACAGGUGGGGCCGGUUCUACCGCAAGCAGCGGGGCAGUGGUGGACCUUACUCUGGAUGACUCGUCAGACGAGGAAGGGGGAGGGGGGGCUGGGGACAGCGAGGACACGGAGGACAGCCAGGACAGCCCAGCGCCCAAGAGGGGUCGAUACGAUUAUGACAAAGACUUGGUCACCGCAUACUGAGAGGGGCUGGAGAUACAGACUGAGAGGGACAGGGGAUGGGUUGGAUCUGAGCCGUGGAAUUUCAGAAAAGUCCCCUUUUCCCCCCCAUUGUUUCCUCUCCUGAAACACAUUUUCCCCCAAAUGUACAUGCAGACACAUGAACACAUGCACAAACUUAAGCUGUUGACCUCUGGAGCAGACGGGCAUCCCCAUGACACCACUGGAAAUCCACAGAUGCCCACUAAAGCCAUCCUCUCUCUCUUCUCCUCAGCAUCUGAAUACUUUAUUCUCCCUUUAAAUGACUAUGGAGGAGUUCCAACCAUGUUCGUUAAUUUCUCUUUCCAUCUCCACUACACUUUUUUUCAGUCCGAACCACUUAGCCUCACCAUCAUCACAGGCAUUUAAGCUUUCACCAUAGUUCAAUUCUGUGAGGAGACUCUUAAAAAGAUGCUGCUCUACUCCAACCGUUGGCAAUAUCAAAAGGUCAGAAACAGUAGUGACACACACAGAGGUAAACUGCAGAAUCUCAAUUUAGAUGUUCUUUUUAAUUAAUAAUGGAAGUAGGAAUUCUAACUUUACCACCCACAAUUUCAUAUGGAGCCAUUUUCAUUUGGCUUUGAUAUUGAUAUUGUGGAACAGCAAUCAUCAAAAAAGCCAAAAUAACUCAGCUACAUCAGAAAUCAUGCAUGGUUUGGUCAAAUUUUGAAACUAAGGGUGUCUUUCCCAUAUAUUUUUUUCUCCCCCUUUGUUUUUGCUCUAUUUUCCACAGAAAUUGACAACCUACCUCAGUCUAAAGGCAAACCUGACCACAGCUUGAAAGGGUAGACAACCUGACUUGAUUUGAUUUGUUUUAAAUGUUAUUUUAUUUUGUUAUGCACAGUAACACUGGAGGGUAAAAAAAUCAUUCGCUAUAUUAUUUGUGGUGCCCCUGUCUCACUGAAACAGCCCUAAUCGUCAUCAUAAGCAAUGGAUUUCCAAUCAGGUUCGCUCAGAAUUACUGUAUCAAGGGUGCCGCAUGGUGCUGUGCUUUACAGUAGCUUCUCAGCUCAAAUAAACAUGGAGUGCUUUCUCAUCAUUAGUCAACACUUAGAACUGUGAGGACUUCAGUUAGUGAUACUUUUGAAAUUGAUGUUCUUGCAGGUAAAUGUUGUACAGUAGGAGCUAAGCAUCAUGUGUUAGAACAUUUAACUGAUGAUUGCAGGUCUCUCUUGGAUUCUCGCUUUUGCAGGUUGUGAAAGGGAGCAGUGAUAUUUAGAUCAAGUGGAACUGCUUGAAUGAGAACUACCUGGUCAAAGGCAAGGGGAGUAGAUGGAGUUGAGGGAGAAGCCCAGAAGAUGCCAAGAAGUCAAACAGUCAUACAACAUGGGGAUGGUUGAUUCGUAAAACUGGCAAAGAUGUUGCCAAACUUUUGUUCUUGGAAUUGAUAGCAUGAAGUCAAAUAGGCAAGUAGGCAUCUGACUUAAUGGUUUCUUUUCAGGUGUCUUGGUUUUUGCAGCAAUCUUUUCAUUGGAGAAUGAUAGAAGGCUCUCUUUCCACUGUGAUUCAGAAGUGCUGUUUGAUGUCAUUGUUUUGUCAGAAUGGCGAGGUUGUGAGAUGAUCAUAGAACAUUGUUCAUUUGUUUGCUUUUUUUCUUUUUGGGUUGUCUAAUAAGUAUUUAUUGGUUAAAUUGUCUUUAAAUAGCAUUUGGUAUUAUUUGUACAUAGGAGGCAUUUGAGAAGAGUGCAGUGCUAUUUGAAGGCUGUUUUAAUUGGAAGAAACCCAGUUGUUGUGGCCAUAAAGCUGGUUCGUCUGCACAGGCCCUGGGCUGGUUUUGAUUAUGGUAGAUUUUGCCGUGUCCUCUUGCAACCAGUCUGUUUAAUCCACAUUACAGUCGGACUAGUCAUGUGAGGCAGUCUUGAAACUAAGAAUAACACUGAGAACUAGUUUAACUUGAUCCUAAUCUCAAAACCUUUCAGCUGAUGUGAGUUUAGUUGUACUUGGAAAACACUGAUACAACUGACUUUGGACCAGCAUUCUGAUUAUGGUAAUGUUUAAUACAUGUGACCCUGUCUUGGCCAUCAACUCCUUGAAAAGACUCAAGCAUAUAAAUCCUGCUUCUUUUUCAUGCCUCUCAGCUAGAAACCUAUUAGCAGAAUUUAUAGUUAAAAAUUCUGUAAGUAGUAGAAGUUUGUUUUUUCAAUUUGGUAAAAAUCUAAGCUUCAGAGAAACCACUGCAUAAUAUCCAAAGCUCCUGGUGGCUUUUUUUUGUUUGUUUUUGUAAUGUAAAUCAUCCUGAAAUCUGACUUGAAGACACUCAGUACUGUAAUUCCAUCUGUGCAAGGGAAUGUCUUAACAGAAGAGCACAGCCAUGAGGAAAGUCAAAUAAAUUAAUUUUGAUCUGUGCAUGAGUCAGCAUGGUCUUCCAUGUAUUGUCUUCACAAUACGCCCAACGUUUUGGUAGAGAAACAAGUGCUGGUUUUUGGCAUAUUUUCUCUUCUUGAGUCUCUGUUGUUUGUGCCCUCAAACUGGACCACAUUUGUAUGGUCGUUAUGUUUUUGCAACUAAAAUGUAGGACCGUUGCGAAUAGAUUUCCAUUUUAGGCUUCUAAUGUGCUGAUUUUAAUAUAAGAAGCAGGUAGAUAAGUUAAUUUGUAAGCAGUAGAAUAUGACUAAUGCUGAUUGACGACACCAAAACACUUUUUUUCAGCUGGUCAGCAGUGAGGAGGUUUAGAGUCUCUGUGGUUGAAAUCUGGCGUUUGACUUGAAGUGGUUCUUUGGGACUGGAGGAGAAUCUUCGAUGGUGACAUCCCUUCUUCUUACAGUGCUUAAGAUAGCAUGGGCAGUGGCUUGCAAUCCUUGAUGUAAAUGUUUCGUUUGUUGUGUCUUUUUAUAUGUUCAUAUUAAAAGCCAAUAAAAAAAAUAAAUAAUAUUUUAUCAAAUUCUGAAUUGCCUCCAGUUGCUCCAGUGGGACUUAGAGACCUGAAAUGUUAGUGGUUAGUCAUCACCACUUUCAUAAGAGCUAUACAAAUCAGCAAAAUACUGUCACGUCCUCAACAUCGGACUUGGCUGUAGUAACCAAGUAUUUGGUUGUCCCUGUCUGAAUGAAAAACAAAAAUGUAAGAAAUUUAAGGAAAUCAUACUCUAACAUGUCAUUUAUGUGUGCAAUUAAUUAAACUGAUUUAAAAAAAAUGUA
This is a messenger RNA of Colossoma macropomum (tambaqui), 4729 nucleotides long. RefSeq names its product protein inhibitor of activated STAT, 4a (gene pias4a). Gene Ontology annotation, molecular function: zinc ion binding; transcription coregulator activity; SUMO ligase activity. The transcript has 11 exons. Gene Ontology annotation, biological process: protein sumoylation; regulation of transcription by RNA polymerase II. The record is from RefSeq and is a predicted model, not a curated record. NCBI's taxonomy places the organism in Eukaryota, Metazoa, Chordata, Actinopteri, Characiformes, Serrasalmidae. Bases 62 to 1579 code for a protein of 505 amino acids.